AAAAUAGAAAUGCAAAAUUGGAUUAUUUUUGCAGUCAAGGUUACUGUUUACUAAACAAGGUAGAAAGUAAAACCGAAGAAGCAGAGCAAUAGAGUCGGGUUACUAUUUACUAAAAUGAACAUGAAAAGGAAGCGAGGGGAUAUGGAGAUAGUGUGGCAAACUCCCGCCAACCCACCGGAACGCCAUGACUACAUCUUCCGCAAUGGAAUACGCUAUGUCAGACCUUACUACUUCGAAUUCAUUUCUCAUGUGAAGAACCGGUGGGCUGGGAAGACAAUUGUUGAUCUCUUCUCUGAAGAAUUUAAAGGGAGACCUCGUGAUUACUAUGAAUCCGCUGUUAAAUCUGGACGUAUACAAGUUGAUGGACAAAAGGUGCAUCUUUCAUAUGUAGUGCAGUCAUCACAAAAGAUUAGCCAUUUCUUGCACAGGCAUGAACCACCAGUGAUGUCGUGGGAUGUCGAAAUACUAUGUGAAGAACCAGACGUGCUGACAGUGUGCAAGCCUGCAUCUGUUCCAGUUCAUCCAUGUGGACAAUACCGCAAGAAUACGGUCGUUGGUAUACUACAAGCUGAGUAUGGCUUGGCACCUUUGUUUCCUCCAAUUUUCCUCUUCUGCUCUGACUUUUCAGAAGAGUAUCCAUUGAGUUCUUCAUUCACUGCUAAAUUGAUCUUUUACAUGGUUGGCGUGGAAGACUGUAAGCACAUGCGAAGUCAAACCAAUGUAUUUCAGACUCAAGAGGUCCAUACUUUCCACCCAAUAGAAUCAGGAGCAGUGCAGAAACAGUAUAUUGCGAGAGUGAUCGGAGUGUUCCCUGACAAGCAGCAAGUUGUGAAUGCUAAUGUCAAUUACAAUGCCCGAGAAGGGAGAAGCACAGUUGAGGUGGGGGAUGACCAGGGAAAUAGUACUGCUUCACUGAAGGGAAAGACUGCAUGUACCAAAUUUACAAGGAUUAGUACCAACGAGAAGCACAGCAUUGUUUUGUGCGAACCCGUCACCGGCAGGACACAUCAGAUACGUGUGCAUCUGCAAUAUACAGGUCAUCCUAUAGCCAAUGAUAUGCUCUACCUGUCUGAACUCGUGUCUAGUCGUUCUGCUGAAGGAUCGAGUGCGGAUAGAGCUGCAGCUAAAUCAUGUUCUCCUCCAGAGCCCAUCUCUCUUGAAAAUGGCAUUAGUGACACGGCAAAUGACUCCAAUGAAGAUUUCAGCAUUGAUCCUAUGUGUACAAAUUGUCCAAAUCUUGCUCCGAAAGGGUAUGAGGGAAAUGAAGAGGGUCUAUGGCUGCAUUGUGUAAAAUAUUCAGGACCUGACUGGAUAUAUGAAUGUCCACUUCCAGAUUGGGCAUCCCUAAGUUGAUAUGCUCUUUCAACAUUCAUUAUACGUCUGAUUUCAGAACUGUAUUAUGCUCUUGGUUCUCCGCCUCUUGUGCUCUGUUCAUUCUUGUGAAUCUGGAUGCAUUGUGGUCCUGGUAAACUUCUGGAGUUAUGCGAAUGUGAUUGGGGAGACACCCAUACGGUGUUUAUGGUCUUCGUAUGGUGCACGGUCUACCUUGAAUUUGGAUUUAUGGGAGGUUAGCUUUGGAGACCUUUCGAGCUCAACUGGUUUAUGAACAAGUGUUUUGCAGCAAUUGUUCCAGAAACAAUUUGGGAAGUCGUCUGUGUUUGGCGGAGGUGAUUUUGUUUCACCAUCUUAAUAUUGGAUUACUGAGAAUCUACACCCUUCAUUUGUAAACCAGCAGUACGGAACCAUCGGCAAUUAAUAGAUGCCUGGUUCUCUGUUGCAAAAUUGCAUUAUCUGGAAAUUGUUUGACAAAAAAAUAUAGACCUUGGUUUAGCUAAUUAAAUUUAUAUAAAUGAGGGUUAAUUUUA
Nicotiana tabacum (common tobacco) is the source of this 1865-nucleotide messenger RNA. RefSeq names its product RNA pseudouridine synthase 7. The record is from RefSeq and is a predicted model, not a curated record. NCBI's taxonomy places the organism in Eukaryota, Viridiplantae, Streptophyta, Magnoliopsida, Solanales, Solanaceae. Gene Ontology annotation, molecular function: RNA binding; pseudouridine synthase activity. Gene Ontology annotation, biological process: enzyme-directed rRNA pseudouridine synthesis.